Gloeophyllum trabeum ATCC 11539 is the source of this 3451-nucleotide messenger RNA. RefSeq lists its product as uncharacterized. The coding region runs from base 1 to 3228 and encodes 1075 amino acids. The transcript has 14 exons. The record is from RefSeq and is a predicted model, not a curated record. Lineage: Eukaryota; Fungi; Basidiomycota; Agaricomycetes; Gloeophyllales; Gloeophyllaceae.
AUGGAUACGGAGUUUUCAGACGGAGAGGAGAGCUCUCUUACUUCCCUCUCCGAUUACGAGCCCUCGUCCGAGGAUGAAGAGGAUAACGUGUACGUGCCUACCUCUAGACGCGGCUCUGCAGCCAAUGCCACCGGCGCCGGGAAGAAAGCGGGUAAAGGGCAGAAGGGGGACUACGUGAUCACGAACGCGUUGAGGCCACCCAGGACGACGCAGUAUACCGCGAAAUCGUUGUACGAUCAAAUCGUUGACGGAUCAAUCGAUCUCGACCCGGAGUAUCAAAGAGAUGUUGUCUGGACUGAAACGAAGCAAUCGGGCCUCAUUGACUCCAUAUUGCGGCAUUACUACAUCCCACCCAUCAUCUUCGCUGUCAUUUCGCACGAUGACGGAACAGAACAGCGUGUAUGUAUUGAUGGCAAGCAACGCUUGACGUCGAUUCAGAGGUUCAUGGACGGGUUGAUUCCUCAUAAAGAUUCCUUCACGAACGAGCGGUUAUACUACAAGCAGACGCCGGGGUGCAAGCAAAAGCGAAGACUCCUAUCGAGAGCAUACAUCAACCGCUUUGGUAACGAACAGAUAUCUUGCGUCGAGUAUGACGGCCUUAAUGAGGACCAGGAACGAGAAAUAUUCCAGAGAGUGCAACUUGGUGUAGCGCUGACCCCUGCAGAACGCAUGCAAGCGCUGAACGGCCCGUUCUCUUCUUACAUUCGUAACUUACAGCGUGCUGUACUCGGUCCGGCCCCGCAAGGAUUCGGGAGCACCCUCGACUGGAGGACGGAGAGAGGGAGGGACUUCCAGUGCAUGCUGACGACAGUAUAUUUCGUGGAGCAGUACCCGUCAUUCUCGCGAUUCCCGCAUACAGACGUGUUGGUGAAGUAUAUGGAAAAGCCAGGCAUAGGGAAGGAAAUCGAAGGGAAGGUGCGCGAUAUGUUUGACGUGUAUAUCAAGCUUGCCGCCACCAGCGAAUGCAAUAUUAUCUUCCGUCGCCCUGCGCGCUUGAGCCCGAUCGAGUUCGUCAUGGUCGGCGUGCUCAUCCACGGAUGGAUAGAGGCGAAGAUGCCUUCUCGCAAUACGAAGAAGAAUAAAGACGGAAGCUGGAUGGACGCGCUUGAUCUCAAGGCGCUCACAGCGGCCAUCCGCAGCAUGCGGAAGAACGUGCGCGAGGAGCAUGAAGACGUGCGAGGGAACGCGAAGGUUGCGAGGACGAUGCAGGCGUUCAUUCGGAAGACGGCUGCGGAGCUGAAAGGCGCAAAAGGUGAUGCUGCCGUGGGCCAAUUGGCUCAGGUGAAGAAACGGAAAAGAAUAGUGGAAAGCGACGACGACGGGGAUGAACAGUCUUUGAAGACCACUGCCGCGAAGAAAGGCGCGAGCAGGGGUAAAGGGCAGGCGAAGAGUGACGGGACCGGCUGGGGGCAAGCAUCCACCACUAAAUCACCUCUGACACUGAAGAUUCCGAAGAAUAAGAACGCAAGCGGUGCAGUGACCUCCGGUGUAUCAGCUACACCUGGUCCCUCAAAGAAGGUUAACAAUACGGUAUCGACUGCAUCAACGUCUGCGAGCGUGACAGUUGUCAGAAGAUCAAAGAAGGCUGGCGGGGAGCAAGGCAAUGCUCUGACGAAUGCAUCGAAUACAAAGGGUUCGCAAGACACCGAUGCUGAGAGCACGCAAUCAGGUUCUUCACGGGUCAAGCGGACAUCUAGGUUUGGACCGAAGCCUGGAGGUGAACGAUCCUCGAGCGCAAUGGCUUCACCUGUUAUUCCCUCUCAGACCGCAAGUCAGCCCGCGGCGCAACCACCUGGACCGAAAUCGGAACUUCGGAGAGUUGCUUCAGCAAAUGCUGCCAGUACGAUGUCGCGAGCAAAAGAACCAGUGCGACAAUCUAGUGUUGCAUCAUCUAUCGAUACACCCCUAUCUUCGCGAUCUACUACGAUCGACCAUUCAGCGGGCAUUCACAGGAUCAAGCCAGAGGCAGCAUCCCCGCCAGUGCAAUUCGCGUCUCCGAUGAUGCCACCCCCGCAGCCUCCCAACGAGGCAUCGCCGUUGCCGGCGGCCUGCCCAUCUCCAGCAUUCAGCACACCAACGACGAGCAACUAUUCACCGAAUAUCCCCGUCAAGCGUGAGCAUGAACCUUCGGUGCCAUUUAGCUCUUCCAUACCGAGUGGCACAGGCCCUUUGGAUCGGCUAGAGCCUAUAAGACGAGCUAGGGCUGCUCCCAGACCGCUCACGCCUGCUGAUGCCGGCCCCGAAACAGGGCAAGUCCAGGUGGCUCCUGCUGCGAUGCAGGCUACGCGGGAUCCGAGGAGACGAUCACCGCAGAAUAUGCAAAUUGAUAUGGCACAACUGCAUUCGAUUCAACAGCAGUUAUUACAGCAGGGAUCACCUGCGUGCCCGCCACCUCCGCCGAUCCUGAAUACGAUUGGAAGUGCUAUUGCACCGCUGUCGGAGGUCGAGAAGGUCGAGAAGAUUCUUCUCCAGGCAGGGGUCAAGCUUGAGCCAUCUCAGUUCGCGACUCUUAUGCAAGGGCCUUGUAUCAACUCCCCUGUGCCGCCGUGUGCUUCGCAGCCUCAGAUACCCGUCUUCAGAACCACUCCUGGCAGUCAAGCACCACUGACGGGUAACACUCCGAUAACCACGCCAUCGCUUAGCCCCGACGUCCCAUGUCCCCCUAAGUCAGAGAAUCCGGUGUCGAACGCUCAAUCGGGUUACGGAGUCCGUGCAUCAUCGGAGACUGGUAUACCUAUUCCCAUGUCUUGUCUCGACGGUGACGCACAGCAGGCGCAUGCACGUCGGCCGUGUUCUCCACCGCGCGAGCCCAGGGCGCUGCGAGCCUCUGAUCGUAUGCCAUCGCAGUUGUCUCGCUCGGGAUCCUAUUCUCGACACGCACAAUCGGCGUCUUCUGUUGCUUCGCACGAUGAGGAUCGUGACCGGGAGCGCAGGAGGGCAUCAUGGGAUGACAGGUAUAGUCGGGGCCGCAAGAGUUCGGACAAGUAUGACUAUGACUAUGAGUACAAGAGGGAUCGGGAAAGAGAUAGAGAUAGGCCAAGAGAUGAUAGGCCACGAGAUAAGUACGACUCCCGGUAUAGGGGGAGGGAGAGGUCACGAUCCAGGUCCCGGGAGCGGGAGCGAGAUAGAGAUCGCUACGACCGCAGGAAGGAUCAUGAUCGUCGAGAGAGCGACAGGGGGUGGAGUAGAAGAAGAUCGAGAAGUCCCAGCAGCAAAAUCCCGACCUGAAGGUACAGUUCAUGCCGAUGGAGAACCAUGUCAAUGCGAGGCCCUCUGGCCUCUGCUGCUUUGGGGAUGCGUCUUCGAGGACGCGCGUGUCUGUCUACCAUCGCUUACGCUUACACAGCGUCCUUCACCUUAUAAUCACAUACGCUUCCCUUAAUGGUCUCUAUGAGCACCAUCAUGUUACAUACGCGCCUUUAUGAUUUAUGGUAUAUACGUUAUGUCAAAC